Apiotrichum porosum is the source of this 2364-nucleotide messenger RNA. RefSeq lists its product as uncharacterized. The coding region runs from base 1 to 2364 and encodes 787 amino acids. The record is from RefSeq and is a predicted model, not a curated record. The transcript is spliced from 5 exons. NCBI's taxonomy places the organism in Eukaryota, Fungi, Basidiomycota, Tremellomycetes, Trichosporonales, Trichosporonaceae.
AUGCGCAUCUUUUUUGCUGAACAGAACAGAGCAGCGAUGAAUUCUGAGGUCUCUCUCACCGGCCAGCAAACUUUCUCGCCUCUCCACCACCACCCCUGCUUGACCCGGCGCUGCGGCCCCGGGCCAGGUCAUUCUCGCUCCCGCUCUCCUCUCGACCUUUCGACCUCCUCAGCCCCCUCAGCCUCCUCAACCGCCUCAACCUCUCUCCUCUCACAUUCGCUCCCUCGUCUCCUGGCUCCCGUUCCUCCCGACUCUGGGCUGCGCGGGCCGCGCCCAACGUCACUCUUCCUUUCCCUCUUCCUUCCCGGCCACCACCUGGGGCGCCCAACUGCCCCCACUCUCGCAAUUCCCGGCCACCAUGGCCCUCGUUCUUUCUGUCCGCCAGUGAAACCCGAGAGACUGUCUGAGGGAGCUGGCCCCUCUAAGACGUCUCUCGCACGCGCACCCUCCACCGAGGUUGAGCGCGUUGUACUCAAAAACUCUGGAUAUGGCAUCGAGCUGCCCGAGGAGGAGGAGAAUGUCGACUUUGACGACAUGGAGGAGGAGGAGGAUGCGGUGAGAGUCGACGGAGGUGAUGAAGAGGAGGGCCGAAUCCGCGCUGCGUCCUCGGCAGCUGCCGCGACCACCUUGGCGGAGCGCUUCUGGGAGCAGGAUGAGCCUGGUCGUCGCCUCCUUUGUGAGUACCCUUAUGACAACGUCGAGGUCAACCGCGGAUCGACACCGACGAGCGCGAGGAGAAGUACCCGUCGAGGCGCCCGGAGAGCACCGCCCACAAGACUCGACCUCCCGACGUCGAUUGCCAGGCCGAUGUUUCCACAUCCCAAAGUGCGCGACCUGACAUCAUUGAUUGGGUACCUCGACACCAUUGGUGCUCGGGCAGCGGUGGCGGGCAUCCCGGUGCGUGCGUUCAUCGAGCGCGCACCACUCGACGAGCUCGUCGGUGCGGCCCCGGUCUUUGCGAGCAAGGUCUGCACGCCGACCAUCUCGUGCAGCUUCAAGACCCGCUCGUUCGCACUCACCCUCGGCCAGGCUGUCGACUACCUUGGCCGCCGUCCCCCCCUGCGCCAUGGCGCCCUUACACCCGCACUCUUUGAGGACUUCCAGUCGGACAAGCUCCAGCUCGCCGUCAAGAGCGGACUUGUCCUUGUCUUCGAGAACGGGUACGGCCGCCCAGGUGCCAGCGCUCCCUUCUCGGCGAAUUCGACUCUGGUGGUCGUCGACGGCCGCACGCGCGAGUCGCACGCCGACCUCGACGCCCUCCACCGUCUCGCCAUUCGCUGCACGGGCAAGAACUUUGGCCACACCACAUCGCGAACAAUGUUCGCCAACCCCAACCCCGCGGGAGCCACCACUGCCCAGCUCAAGGCCGCUGGUAACCUCUACCAGGUCGUCAGCAAGGUCCGCCGCUCGGCCCUCCCCCUCGGCGGUUCAGCCGUCGCGGCCCCCUUUAACCGCGACGGCUCGCUCCACAUUGUUCGCCAGCUUGGCCAAGCCUUUCUCGACCGUGUGCGCGCGAUGGCGGCCAACACGGCGCGCUCGACCACUCGCUCCGUGGCGGUCACCGAGGACCUCGCUCUGGGCGGCAAAACCAUCAAGGCCGAGUAUCGCGCCUGGUCGGGAACGCCCGAGGCUUGCCGCCAGAUCCUCCGCGACUCCUCCUCCUCCUCUGCCCCCCCCCCCCCCCCCCCCCCCCCCGAGUCGGUCAUCCCGGGGCACCAGUACGCCGCCGUUCUCGAGGCGUUCGGCAGGCUCUACCCCAAACGGGGUGGAUGCCUGUUCACCCUCCUCGCCGGCGUCAUCCCUUCCGCCGUCCCCACCUUCUCCUCGGUCGUCUGGACGAUCAAGCUCGACGGUGUCGUGUACAACUCGUACAUGCACACCUCGGACUCGUUCUCGCCAGCGACCUUGGCCCUCGCUCCUCGUCUACGUCUCGACCCCGCCGUCGCCCGUAUGGCGCUCCUCCGCCUUGGGCGCACCUUUGCCGACAUUACCGUCAGCAACGAGGUGUCAAGGCCCGAGCCCAACUCGGUUAGGGUCCGACGCGAGUACCUCGAGCUCCCCUCGAUCUCGCGGUACUUCGUCACUGCCUUCCGCACCCUCGGCCACCGUCCAGACACCUGGUCCGCAGUUGGCCUCGACACCAGGCUUCCCCAGCUGGCCAAGCACUGCGGUGUUGUUCAAGACCAGCUCGACAAGCUGUGGCUUAUGUCGCAGAGGCUGGCAUGUGUCGAGGGACUGUACACUUGCCCCCAUCAGCUUGUUGUCACAGAGGCCGAAGACGAAGUACGAGCGCUGGCCACGGGCGCGGGGACGAUCUUGCGGCCGAGGAAGAACACGCCCUCGGAAUUGAAUGGAACAGACUGA